AUGAGUCAUACACCAUGCCUGCUAAGCCAGACUGCUGUUCUCAGGUGUGAUGGAAGUCACUGUCCCUUUGCCAGUGCUGAAGUCAGAUCCAGCUGCCCUUCCAGCCAACUCCUGCUUCGGGCAGCAAAUUGUCUUGGGGCAGGCCUUGUGCAUGCCCCCAAGUUGGAUGAUGCCUUAGUAUGUUUAACAUUGCACUUGAUAUGCUAUACAAUUAAAAUUGCUUUUGCCUUCCCUCAGCAUCAAACAAGGAAACUAACCCUAGCCAAGUGGUCAGAUAGGGGGAAACUUGGGUCAGAUUGGUUUAUAACUGGCUAG
This is a messenger RNA of Podarcis lilfordi (Lilford's wall lizard), 315 nucleotides long. NCBI's taxonomy places the organism in Eukaryota, Metazoa, Chordata, Lepidosauria, Squamata, Lacertidae. The record is from the annotation of a GenBank genome assembly.